Molecule: messenger RNA, 429 nt
Organism: Penicillium antarcticum
Lineage: Eukaryota; Fungi; Ascomycota; Eurotiomycetes; Eurotiales; Aspergillaceae
Exons: 2
Coding region: 1-429 (142 amino acids)
Source: RefSeq, a predicted model, not a curated record
AUGGCUAUCGACAUCCUCGUCUUGAUGACUGGUGCAGGGGUCAUCUCUUGCCACGAGAUUGCCCCCGGCACAACAAACACGGCCUUUAUCGCACUGUACCAGCUCCCAGAGCCUCUCUCAUCAAACUUCUUCAUCAUUCAGCAGCCUGGAGUACUGGAUCAUGUCUUGAAAGACACCACUCCAUCCGUGCAGAAGAUAUCCAACGGAAUGCGAGAACUGCGCCUGGACACUCUCCAUCCUCUCUCGAACACCCAACUGACUCUCGCGGAGAAGCUUGGUGCUAUUGAUGGACCCACCACGACGCAGUCUUCGAUAAAUUCUGUCAAGGCUGAUGAAACAUUCAAGUGCUUCGUUCGAGGCUGUGCCGAAAAGAAGAAAGCGUGGCUGGAGGCAAGCCUUGCCAACGCUCGCACUUCCCGAAGUGAAUAA